Haliotis rufescens (red abalone) is the source of this 825-nucleotide messenger RNA. RefSeq lists its product as uncharacterized. NCBI's taxonomy places the organism in Eukaryota, Metazoa, Mollusca, Gastropoda, Lepetellida, Haliotidae. The record is from RefSeq and is a predicted model, not a curated record. Bases 19 to 681 code for a protein of 220 amino acids. The transcript has 2 exons.
CCUCCACAACACCUACAGAUGCAUUUACCAGGAAUAACAGUCUUCAUGCAAGCCCUGCUCCUCCCGGGGACACACCAGCCAGGCGACCCCCAGGAAACGCGAAAACCACCGUACUGGCCGUCCACCUUCUCUGUCCAGUUUGCAGAACUCCAAGCAGUCAAUGACACAGUUUCCUCCCAGAACACAGGGGCGUGGUACUACGACUAUAUCCGCAAACAAGCAAGAUUUGACCAUCUUCAAGGCCAGAAGAACAAUUUCUGUGAUGGCCAGGGACUGAGCGAUGACAACCCACAGGGCACUUGUCAUCUCAUCUUCUCUAGGGACCUGUCUCUGUAUGUUCACUACCCAGAGGCAGGCACCUGCUGCCGGCUGUGUGGGGUGGAAGAGGGCUGUACUGUUCUCAGACCUGAUUGGCUGAAGGGUUCUACCCCCAUCGGUACCGAGGUGAUAUCUGGCUCUGUGUGCUACGGCUGGACCACUCCCGGGGCUGUUGCCAAUGACACGUGGUUCGCUACUGAAGACAAUGUGCCAUGUCUGUAUCAUGAAGUUGUUGGCCGUUUGGAUCAUAAUCUAACGUUUGACAUGGAUACUUACACAAAGGCUGAACCCGAAGAUGCUAUUUUCAAAGUCCCCGAUCAUUGCUACAAAGACUGUCCCAAUCCUUACACACCCCCAUUCUAAACUGUUGCAGGUCUUCAUCCGCGCUCGCUAUAGGGGGAAUCCGGACCGGAAGAGGUCUUGUAUUCUUGUGUUGUUAACUUCUGACUUGGCUUAGCUUAGAGCCGUGAAGCUCCGGGGUAGAAUAGGUCUUCAGCAACCCAUGCC